Phascolarctos cinereus (koala) is the source of this 3491-nucleotide messenger RNA. RefSeq names its product spermatogenesis associated 1 (gene SPATA1). The record is from RefSeq and is a predicted model, not a curated record. Lineage: Eukaryota; Metazoa; Chordata; Mammalia; Diprotodontia; Phascolarctidae.
GGCGCGCCUCGGGAGCGCGCGCGCGUGUGCGCGACCGGUUCGACGCCCCAACCCCCUCCCCUUCCUCCACUGCGCCUUCCUUCCGAGAGAGCGAGCGAGCGGAGGGAGGGGAGCGGCAUUUACAUGACUUGAAGAUAAAAGAUGAAUGGAAUGCUAUCAUUGAGUCACCUAAAGGAUCUAUAUUAUGACCCCUAUCAUUAAGUAAUGCUUAAUAGAAAAAGAAGACCACCAAAUAGCAAUCAGAAGUAAUUAUUACCUUACUCAGGCAUCAAUGAAUACAUCAUUCAAUCCCAGUCGACCUUCUUCAUCAGAGUUGGUGGAGCUUCAUGUUUUUUAUGUCCCUGAAGGAUCAUGGAACUAUAAGCUAAAUACCAUUUCAGUAGAAGUAGUCAGUAAAUUUAUUUCAGCUGGAUUUAUAAGGGUGUCACCUCAUCUUACUUUACAAGCCUUGAGGGAGCAGCUGGGUGAGUUCCUGGGUGAAGAGGCUGUUGCAGAAAAAUUUUUAUUUUUGAAAUGCAUAGGAAACAAUUUAGCUGUGGUGAAGACAAAGCAAGAAAAGGAACUGAAACUCAAGUCAUUUGCUCCACCAUUUGCUCUUCAACCAGAAUUAUAUUUGCUUCCCAUAGUGGACCACUUAGGAAAUAUUUAUUCAUCAUCAUCGUCAUCAUCUACUGUGGGAGAUAUGCAGCAGAAUAAUGUUUCUGAGGAUGAUAAAGCUGCUCAGCAACUAGAUAGUUGCAAAACUUCUUCAAGCCAGAAACCUGAAAAAGAUCCAAGCCUUUUAGAACAUAUUACUAAAGUUCCUCCCCUCAGAAAUCAGGAAGAAGGUAAAAAGAAUAAGGAAGAAGAACCUGUUGAGUCCCAUGUGUAUGAUGAUUUAAGUCUUGCAAAUACAGAAAUCGGAAACAAUUCAGCCAUUUCAAAAAUCCGUAUAAAAGUGUCUCCCAAUGAAAUUUGGGAAGAUUGUAAUACUGUUUUACCUUGGAAUAAUGUCAAGGAUCAGGCACAAAGAGACAGUGCUCACAUUUUGCUCAAAAGAAGAGUCAGCCUAAAAGACAACAAGAUUAAAAAGUACCGAGCAAGAAAGCAUGGAUUUCUAGAAGCAUUGGACGAUAAACGUAUGUUACGUGGCCAAAAAAAAAGCCAAUUCCUGUGGGACAACGGAGACAAGAUCACUGGUGCCAGUAGAAGAAAGGAAGAUCUGUCAGGUGACGAAGAGUAUGACAACAAGCCUCCAGGCCCUUCUGCUCCUCCUUCACUACCACUCCUAGCUUUUGCUCCAGGAAUACUUGAAUCCUCUGUCUUACAAAAUGAGAGAUUCAAGAUUAUGCAACAAAUGAAGCAAGUAAAGGAAGAAAGAGGUCAUUUGGAAGAGACGAAAGAAGAACUGUUGAAAAAAGUUAAAACUUUAUUUGAACAAAGCAAACUGAAAAGAUACCGUGCCCAGGAAGCUUGGAAGAAAAAGUAUUUUGAAACCAAGAAAAUCACAGGUUCAUUGGAAGAAGUUUUAACUAAACUUCAAGAAGAUUUAGAACUUUAUUAUAAAAAAUUGCUCAUGCAGCUAGAAGCUAGGGAGAUCAAGAUGCGGCCAAAGAAUCUGGCAAACAUUGAAGACUCAAAGAAUAGUCUCAUAAUCCAGAUCACUGAAGUACAGCAUGCAAUUGACCAACUGAAGAGAAAACUGGACACUGACAAAAUGAAACUCAUGAUAGAAAUUAAGAUGAGAAAACAAGCAAUUUCAGACAUACGAACAUUAAAAAUGGAACUGGAACAGAAGAAAACGAAAGCAUCUUUAAGCUCCUAGUCAAAUGUAUUUACUUGGAACUGUCUUAUUUUUCAAAAUAUUUAGACUUAUUUGAAGACUGUCCAUCCAUUGUUCUUGCCAAUGUUUCUUUAUAAGCCUUGUGUCUCUAUUCCAUUUUCAUAUUGAGUUUAUAAAGUGACUCAGGAAAUGUUAAGCACAGUAUACUUCUUCAAUACUUUGAGGAUCUGUGAUUUUGUCAGAGUGGGUACUCCUUCCACUAAGACAGAUCACACCCCCUCCACAAGUUGGAAGAUGAACUUUGAGAGUAGCUUUGGUAAAAAGAAAGAAAGAAAGAGAGAGAGAAAGGAAGAAAGAGAGAAAAAGAGAGAGAGAGCAGUGAAAAGCCAAGUAAUUUGUUCAGGGCAUUAUUUAGUUAUUUUUGAGUAUUUCAAGAUGACUGGACUUCAUUUCACAGUAAAGUAUUUCAGUAUUCAAUUGCUGGGUUUAAGAUAAUUCAUCUAGGAGUUAAGAACAAAGGUCCAUUUAUUAGUUUUAGCAAACCACCAUGUCUUGGUACAAAAGGCUACAUUGAUUUUUUUUUUAUGUAACCUUGAUAAUUAAAAGAAUAAUAAAUAUUUUAUUUUAACUAAACAGCCGCCUAAGAAUCUAAGACUGAGGAAAUUGAGUUUACCAUUUGGAGCACUCAAGAGGAAACUCCUGGGAUGAGUAUCUAAGAAGUGUCUUAUUAACAUAUUUUAGAAGCAUAGAAACCAUCAGUAAUUCAAAAUAGACUAUGAAACAUCAUCCUUUUGACUGGAUGUUCCAGGCAUUCUGCUAUAUGCCCUAGACCUAGAAAGGAUGGUCAAAUUUUGCCUGCUUUUAUUCUGAUUAACAGGAAAAACAGUUAAGAAAGACUAGAUUUGUAUGAGUCCAGGGUUCAUAGGAACAGGUUUAUAAUGUCCCUAGACAGUUAUACAGCCAGUGCUAUCAAAAUGAAAAUAAUAAUUUAACAUAAUGCUGUUGUCUUUACAAUUUGCCAUAUUGAAAAAGCAGAGGGUUCUGAAUUGAAACCUGGCUAAAGGGUUAGGAAAAUUCUAAAUAUUAAACUACUGUGUUUUAGAAAGAGAAAUAUUAGUUCAUAAACUAACGUCAUGAGGUUAAAAUUAGAAGCAAAAUCCCAAUGUGGGAAAAUAUUGUAAAUUUAAAACAAACAACUUAGCAAUAAGGUUGUCAAUGAAUAAAUUACAGAUGCACAGAAAAGGAUCUUAGGAGAAUUGUUUCAUCAAGAAUAGCAUAAGAAUAAUAUCAGAUUAUCCACUAAGUUAUCCCUAUAGUAAAUUUAAUAAUAAUAAAAUUCUUCUUGAAAAUAUCUGUCUCAAAAGCAUAAUUUAGCUGAAAAUUUAGGUACCACCACCAUACUAGUUUAAAAGAUUAUCUUUUUUUAAAAUUAUCUGGGCCAACUCUAUAUCUUUUAUCUUAGAGUCUAGAGUCUAGAGGUUGGGAUGAAGCAAAAAGCACUGAGGUGCUACUUUGAGAGAAGAAAUCACUGAACCAAUAUCCCAUUCUCCCUUUAACAAUGCAUUGGCCCUAAGGAGAAGACAUUCUAUAUUAAUUUUAAUAUUAGGUUUGUUGGACAAAUAAAAUUACAGAGUGAAUUGCUUUUCAGAGAAUAGGCAUUUUUUAAAAAAAUCUGUCCUAAGCAAACUAGGUUUCCCUUUACAAAAGUUUUAGAGCUUUCUGCAUAGUU